UUGACGGCGGCUACUGGUGGUGGGCCCUGCUGGCCGUGUUCUUGGUGCUGGCCACGGCCGCCGGCAACAUACUCGUGUGUCUGGCCAUAACGUGGGAGCGCCGUCUGCAGAACGUCACCAAUUACUUUCUCAUGUCACUGGCCGUCACCGAUCUCAUGGUCGCCGUGCUCGUCAUGCCCGUCGGCAUACUCACGCUCGUCAAAGGAGUGUUUCCGUUCGCCCCGGUGUAUUGUUUGGCAUGGAUAUGUCUGGACGUGUUAUUUUGCACCGCCAGUAUAAUGCACUUGUGCACGAUCAGCGUGGACCGGUACUUGAGCCUGAGGUAUCCGAUGAAAUUUGGCCGGAACAAGACGCGACGGAGGGUGAUAUUAAAGAUCGUGUUCGUGUGGUUGUUGUCGAUAGCGAUGAGUUUGCCACUAAGUCUCAUGUACUCAAAAGAUUUCAAUUCGGUACUAGUAAAUGGCUCUUGUCAGAUACCCGAUCCAUUGUACAAACUGAUUGGAUCAAUAGUGAGUUUUUAUAUUCCACUGGGCGUUAUGAUACUAACGUACACGCUGACCGUUCGACACUUGGCUGCGAAGAGACAAAAUCUACAAACAGGCUUCACGCACAAUUCAAAUCAAAACAACACGGCAAGAAGGAGCUGGCGGCGCAUGCUACGCCGGAACUAUCGGAGGACGCGGUCGGACGAGACGGACAUCCGUUCCGCGACUGGCGAAGAGCUGACCGGCGUGAUGACUUCGUCGGCAGACGGCGGUGGCGGUCGAAAGCAAAAGAGUCGCGGCGACCCAACGGCUGGACCGAACGCCAUGAAAACCGGCGCCGGCGACGGUGCGCCGUCAUCGAGUUCACGAUCCACGGCCGCGGCAGAAGACGACAGCGGGGCCGCCGACAGCGUGGAAAAUAGCCCGCGGUCCGGUCACCAUUACCGUCACCACCACCGGCCGGUGACGCCCAGCGCGAGCUGUCGGGGCACGCCGCGGUCGUUCCGGCACAACCCGUCGGUCGGGUCGACCGACACGGAAAUGACGUCGCUGGACGCCCGCGAACUGUGGUUGCCCGACACCGAGCCCACGCCGUCCACCAUGUCGGCACUGCACCAGUUUGGCGCCGAAAUGCUGCGGCUGUCUCGGGGUCUAGAAAAGGUCGCCUCGCCCGAGUCCAAGCCCGCGUCUCCCGACACGUCCAGAUUAUCCAUCAACCGCGGUGGCUUAGACGACGACGACGACGAGGACGACGGCUUAUGCGACGUCGACGACAUUGAUGACGAAGAAGAAGAGGAAGAAGAAGAAGAAGAAGAAGAAGAAGAAGUAAUAAUAGGGGGAGGUGCUUGCGAUUCGAUGUGCUCGGAAGACGCGUCCACCUGCACCGGGACACCGCGGUGUAGGCGGGUCAAGCGGCAGCGUCGGCGACGGCGGCGACGGUCGGGCACGUUGCACGAGUCGAUGCGCCGGAGAUUCGAUGGCCCCAACCAUCACCGUCACCCGCAUCAUCAUCACCACCUUCACCCAUACUAUCACCAUCCGCACCACGAGCAUCAGUCGCACCACCCACACCAGGGCCGACCUACGCGAGUCCGGAGCUUUCACGAGGACGAACUGACCAGGAACCGGGCGGGACCCGCCUCGGCAGCCUUCACCGGAACGGCUGCGGCGGACAGUGGCCCGAAAAUCGUAGGCACGUUGCUCAAACAGGAAUACCAACGGAAACCCGGACUAGACGAAGAGAUCUGCCUGUUGCCACCGCCGCCACGACGGCGGCAACGACGCGGUCGCUCCCCGUCCGCGAACAGCUGCGGCGGCGGCGGCGGCGGCGGCGAUGCGACGGCGGGAGCUGUGGCGUCGUCGACACCGGUGACGACGGCACAACCGGCACGGGCGACGCUUCCGCCUCAGAGGCAUCCGCAACAGCAGCAGACGGUCGCGCGCGUGGACACGUUGACCGUGUGGUCGGCUGCGUCCAACGAGUCCAAAACGACGACGUUGGCCGCGCCCGCGACCGGCGGCCAACCAUUGCGCCGGGCCAUGACGCAAAAACCGAUACGCAAGCAGACGCCGACCGCGGCCGCGUCGUCGGCCACCGGCAAACGUCAUUCGCCGCUUGUUCGGUACGGGUCGACGCUGGGCCUGCCGUCGCGGCAGCAGCAGCAGCAGCCAGUGACGCCGCAGCGGUCGAACAACGCGAACCGGUCGAGCGUCAUGAUCCGCAACUCGUACCGGCACGGUCGCAUCAUCCGGCUGGAGCAGAAGGCCACCAAAGUUUUGGGCGUCGUGUUCUUCACGUUCGUGUUCCUGUGGACGCCGUUCUUCGCGCUCAAUCUGUUGCCGUCCGUGUGCCCCAACUGCGAGGCCGACAUCAGCAAGGGCCUCAUCGACCUGGUCACGUGGCUGGGCUACGCCAGUUCCAUGGUCAACCCAGUGUUCUACACCAUUUUCAACAAGGUGUUCCGGCAGGCGUUCAAGCGGGUGCUCAUGUGCAAGUACCGCGGCCGCAGCAAGCGUCACUCGUGGCCACCCCCGCCGCCCGCCAGGAAGGUCUGAACGCACGCGUGCACGUGCCAACCCGUCCUGUUACCGCGGUCACCGCGAUGGUCGCCACCGGAAGUCACAGUAUCUCGUUGUAGUUCAAGCGCGAGGAUGGUUCGCUAUAGAUGACUGUUAGGUCAAUCACCUGCACCGGUUAACAUAUUUUUCCCCGACUUGUGACAUCAGUGUUAUCCGUCGACUUCUAUACGCUUUGCUUUUCGACAGCAUAAUGUUUAAAAUAUUUAUACGUAGUAAUCGAAAAUCACUCAAACGUACAGUGAAUGAUUACGUACAGAGUUAAUUAAACGGUUAAAUAUAAUUAAAUUGUAAAAUUUAAAAGACUUCAAUAAUUCAAUAGGGAGAUUUAAAAAAAAAAAAAAAAACAAAUAAUAACGUUAUAACGAUUCAAAGGCUCCCAGCGCAGUUACCGCCAAUUCCCAAUAGUUUUUGGUAUUGAAAUUCCGAGAGAAAAAAAUUAAGUUAUUCUUCAAUCAUAUCGCGGGCAUUUUAUUUUAUUUUUAACCUAUUCCAGGGUUAUUUAAAAGUUAUUUGGCUUGUGCAAAAUAUGUUCGUUUCCGUAAUGCUACAUCUAAGCUAAAUAAUUACUUUGGAUAAAUUUAAUUUAAAACAUUUUGCAAAAUAUGAAAAAUGUAAAGAACAAAUUUAAAACUGUCAAUGAUUUUUAAAACCACAUUGGUCAACAAAAGUAUAGCACGAAUAAAUUGAGCGUUUUAAAAAUAUCACUAAAAUUAUUAUACGACUGUUCGUGAAAAGGAACCUCUGCCGUUCGAAAAAUACUUUGUGAGCGAUCAAGCGUUUUACUUUCCGUAAUAUUACAUGUUUGUUUGUGCACGUGGUCAAAUAUUUCUUGUGACAUUUCGACAUAGCAUAAUAUUAUUAUACUUUAGACGGAUAUUUUUUGUUUUAUUUUGCAAACCAGAAUGAUUUUCAUAUGUGAAUAAUAUUAGUGAUAACGUAAUCGAGAAAUUUAAUUUCGCUCUAGCAAAUUAAUAGGUAUACAAAAUUAACAAACACGUAAAUACAAUAUUACAAUAUUAUAAUAGAUUAUCGCAUUUUGUUGGAUUUGGUUCGACAAUCGCAGUGUGUUGUUAGUAUCUAUUUUAACUAUGUAAGGAUGUAUUUAUCAUUAUAAUAUAAAUUUAAUAUUUUCACCAUUCGUGAUGUGUCCGGAACCGUAACGACAUUUCAUUCAAAUUUAUGUUUUCAGGUAAUUUAAAAUCAUCACAAUUAUAACAUAUUUUAAUGAAACCAACAAUGAACAAAAUUUCUAUGCACCUAUUGCACCUGUAUAUAUGACUAUAUACAAUGGCUAGCUACAUCAACUAGUUAAAUUAUCUGUUGAAAUAACUUAAAAAUUUUCAUUUGAUUUAAAAAUAAUCCAUCAAGUUAAAAUUAAAUAUGUUUUUAUGUAUAAA
Molecule: messenger RNA, 3961 nt
Organism: Rhopalosiphum maidis (corn leaf aphid)
Lineage: Eukaryota; Metazoa; Arthropoda; Insecta; Hemiptera; Aphididae
Gene: 5-HT2B
Exons: 5
Coding region: 132-2540 (802 amino acids)
Biological process (GO): adenylate cyclase-activating adrenergic receptor signaling pathway
Cellular component (GO): membrane
Molecular function (GO): G protein-coupled receptor activity; dopamine neurotransmitter receptor activity, coupled via Gi/Go
Source: RefSeq, a predicted model, not a curated record